AUGUCUGAUCCAAGCGCCGAACUCCAAUCUGCUCUCCGCACCCUGUCCAUAGGUGAAAAGGGCCCAGUGCCAGACGUUCCCCGACCAGACGUGAAAAAACUCUCAACAGCAGGCGUUACUCCAACUCCCAAGUCCAACCCAAAAAUAUCCCGCAAGCCCAUUGCAGAUUCCUGGGAAGACGAAGCAGACCUCUCCGCCCCGGAAGGCGAGGAUGCCCUGCCCCACGAAGACACUACCCCAGUGCUCUCGCCAACCAUUAGUGCCGAGGGACCGCUAGAUCCCCCGCCAACGCCUAUCUCCCCACAGACCUCCGCCCCGUGGAUGGCUAGAUCUGCCUCUUCGGCUUCGGCGCAGGGCCCUCCUACCCGUCGCCCGGAGAAGCAGACUGCUGUUGCGGAGCGGAUGAUUGCUGGUGCGUUGGGGAUCCGAGCCCCGAAGCGGACUGAGCAACAGCGCGCCUAUGAUCGCUCCGUUAAAGAGCAGGAAAUCCGGAGGCGGAACCGCGAGCGCGAGGAGAAGGCUAAAGCUAAAGAGGAGGAGGAGAAAAUGAAGGCUGCUAUUUGGAGUAGUUAG
Messenger RNA from Penicillium griseofulvum, 573 nucleotides. RefSeq lists its product as uncharacterized. Bases 1 to 573 code for a protein of 190 amino acids. The record is from RefSeq and is a predicted model, not a curated record. The transcript has a single exon. Lineage: Eukaryota; Fungi; Ascomycota; Eurotiomycetes; Eurotiales; Aspergillaceae.